Messenger RNA from Drosophila hydei, 1632 nucleotides. RefSeq lists its product as uncharacterized. NCBI's taxonomy places the organism in Eukaryota, Metazoa, Arthropoda, Insecta, Diptera, Drosophilidae. The transcript has a single exon. The record is from RefSeq and is a predicted model, not a curated record. Bases 1 to 1632 code for a protein of 543 amino acids.
AUGAAUGAUAGUCUUAAAAUCUACGCUGAACUUCUCUCGGCCAUUCUUCGCUUCAACAGCAUUAGUACAAUCGUAUAUUUUGAUCCUGAGGAUGGAAAGGAACUGUGUCAAUUUGAUAGUUUGCUAUCAUGGAUGGGUAAGAGCAUUCCCUUGCUGCUGUGGCGGUCAGUGGAUGCCUUGAAGCUGCACAGCCUGAUCAAUGCACAGCUUGUAGUCGUGGCCUGUUUACCUGGACUCUUUCGCCUCGAUUUGCUAAAAACAAUUUCAACCAGCUUGCGCUACAUGCGGCAGACCAAACUACUCAUAGAAUUGGCCACCAAUGAGGAUGUGCCUUUGGUUAGCCGAGUGUUGCAGUAUUGUCUGCAAAAUCACAUGCUAAACGUUGCCACAAUCUCUGGAAACUUUGGGAACACAAAGACGUUGUACGUCUACGAUGCGUAUCCCGGCUUCAUGCUGAGGAGUCAAACAUUUUCGGAUCAGUACAACAUAUAUCCGGACAAAACGAUUGAUUUAAUGGGGUUCAGUAUACGCACAAUGCCAGACCUCUCUGAACCGAACACCAUACUCUAUCGCGAUAAGGAAGGCAAUUUGAGGCUGCUUGGCUACGUUUGGAAAAUGCUGGAGGAGUAUUCACGUAAACACAAUGCCAGCUUGCAACUGAUCGACGAGGUUAGAGAGCAAAAGUACCUGACCCACAUCCAAGUGUUGGACCUGGCACGCGAUAACAUCGUGGAUAUUGCGGCAAGCGUGCAACCAUUAACGCUGCGUCAUCUGGACCGCUACCAUGAGUACGCAUAUCCAGCAAAUAUCGCCAGCUGGUGUACAAUGCUGCCCAGGCAGCAGCUCGUGGAUAUGCGAGAGGCGUACAUGUGGAUGAUGCCAGCGCUCACCUUCUGCCUGUUGGCAGUGCUCUGGCUGAUCCACGAUCAGUUGAAAAGUCGUUGGCAGCGUUAUAGGCAUUAUCUUGGCAUUGGCUGGAAGGUGUUGGCCAUAAUGUUGACCUGCAAUGUGCAGGGCAGACUGCUUAUGCUGUUUGUUGCGCCCCCCGACAAGCCGCCCAUCCCCAACUUUGAUGCCCUUGUCAAUUCCAAGCUGCGCAUCUUCGGAAUGCGGUCUGAGCAUAAUUUGUAUGAUUUCGAUAUGCGCACCAAAUACGCGCAGGCAUUUUACCUCAGCGACAAGAUGCCGGAGCUGAUAUGGCUGCGCAACUCUCUGAACACAACCUACGCCUACACCGUAACCCAUACCAAAUGGCAGCUGUACGCGGAGCAGCUGUCAUACAGCGCACGGCCGUUGUUCUACUAUUCAGAGAACUUUUGCUUCUACCAAUAUGUGCCCUUUGCCUUGGUCAUUCCGGAGAACUCGCCGCAUCGUGCCACGCUGCAUCACUUCAUCUUGCAAUUGAGUGAAUCGGGCUUGCAUAACUAUUGGGUGGCCAAGAGUUUCUACUAUAUGGUUCAAGCGGGCAAAUUGAAAAUUCGGGAAUUUGGCGAAAAGCGUAGUUUCCAUUCGUUAAUGACUCAGGACCUUUUUGAAGUCCUGUUAGCGUAUCUAUUGGGUAUUACAAUUAGCCUGGCCUUCUUUGGCAGCGAGCUAUUUAUAUCUUACGCAACAUAUUGGCUAAAUAAUUAA